Messenger RNA from Microsporum canis CBS 113480, 1011 nucleotides. RefSeq lists its product as hypothetical. Lineage: Eukaryota; Fungi; Ascomycota; Eurotiomycetes; Onygenales; Arthrodermataceae. The record is from RefSeq and is a predicted model, not a curated record. The coding region runs from base 1 to 1011 and encodes 336 amino acids. The transcript is spliced from 3 exons.
AUGUCUGCGGGUUUAGUCUUAUCACAACUCGAGGGGUUGGUAUCCAGGGCGGAAUCGCUGUCGUCGAAACUCACGAACAAGAAGAUCCGACCAACAAACGGUCAGCAGGAUGAGUUCCAGAAACUAAGCAAGAGAAUGGAUUCUGCCUGGGCGACUGUCAGUGCAAUACUCUCAAAAUUCAAGCAUCGAAGUGAUAAGGAUAUCAAUCUAGCAAAUGCUGUUCGAGCUACGCAAGAAUAUCAAACAAUCACGUCCCCUAUCUUCAUGAUCCUGCGGAGGAACCUUGAGCUCAUUUUCGUCGGCCCCAGAGGCUCCGCUUUGGACUCAGCCCAAGUCAAAACAAGAAAAAAAAAAGCUCGCACAAGGUGUGAGCUGCUCCGUUCCCAGCAUCCUCAUGUUAUUCUAAUGUGGGCCAUGGCCAUCCCACCGUCAAGUUGGAAUUCUUCCGUGGGGAUGUCAGAUAACACGUUCGAUUUUGUGAUCGACGACACGAGCACGGAGAGAAUACCGCUGCUAUCUACGGAAAUAGUCCAAAAACUGCAAUCGCUGGAAGAAGAGAAAUCUCUCAAUACGUGCGAUCAGUUUCGAGAAUUUAUGUCCAGCUUAAAAUCUACGCUCAUCGACCAGAGAGAAAAUGCCAACGCUCUUAAAAGAUCACAUGGGGUGAUGGAGUUAGGCACUGAAAAUAAGAUAACGACUGCGCAAGAUCAGCUUCCAAGCCUGCGACAAAUGGGGUUUACUGCACCAGUCUACAACCCUAAAGCAAAGUACAUUUAUUCAAACGCACCAGCCAGUAACAUCGAAAAAUUACCCGAGCCCUUUAGAACAGCGGUCCGGAAUAGCAAGCUCUGGGAGGCAGAAAGGCGUCAGGGUCUAGAGACAACGGGAUGCUUAGCUACUCUGCUCCCAAAGGAUGACACUCAGGACGUCUCCCUCACGAUCUGGUGUGCCAAUGAGGACGGAUAUCGUCUCCACCGCAUGUAUGGAAUGGAAGUCGCAAUGUCAUUCUAG